GGCUCCUCCUCUCCUCCGCGUCCUCCUCCUCGCCCUCCUCCGGCUCAGCAGCCGCGCGCCUAGCUGCACCACCUCCCAAACCCGGGCGCCCGCGGAGAUGUUUAACCGCGCGGUGAGCCGCCUGAGCAGGAAACGACCGCCGUCCGACAUCCACGACAGUGACGGGAGUUCCAGCAGCGGCCACCAGCACCCCAAGAGCACAGCCAAAUGGGCGGCCUCUCUGGAGAAUCUGCUCGAAGACCCAGAAGGCGUGAAAAGAUUUCGGGAAUUUUUAAAAAAGGAGUUCAGUGAAGAAAAUGUUUUAUUUUGGCUAGCAUGUGAAGAUUUUAAGAAAACGCAAGAUAAGAAACAGAUGCAGGAGAAGGCGAAGGAGAUUUACAUGACCUUUCUGUCCAGCAAGGCCUCGUCCCAGGUCAACGUCGAGGGGCAGUCCCGGCUCAAUGAGAAGAUCCUGGAGGAGCCACACCCCCUGAUGUUCCAGAAACUCCAGGACCAGAUCUUCAACCUCAUGAAGUACGACAGCUACAGCCGCUUCUUGAAGUCGGACCUGUUUUUAAAGCACAAGCGCGCCGAGGAAGAGGAAGAAGACCCUCCCGAUGCCCAGACUGCGGCGAAAAGGGCUUCCAGAAUUUAUAACACAUGAGCCCCCAGAGAGCUGUCAGGGCUGGCAGCUUCCGGGACGCAAAGGAACUCACUCUCAGGAUUGUGCAGGUUUUCCAGCUGCUUUGUUACCUGCAAGGACCGAAAUGUGCAAAGCCCACCGACGGGAUAUGUGUAUGUCAUUAACUGCUUGACCAGUCCGUGUUGCAUGAUGGCUUAUCUUACAUAAAAAAAAACCCCAACAACAAAUAGCUUUGAAGUUUAAGUUCACAGACACACACACGUACAAGGUGGAACGAGUCCUUACACACUGGACACUGAGCAUUGUAUAGCUUGAUUAAACUUCCUGUGAGGCCA
This is a messenger RNA of Phyllostomus hastatus (greater spear-nosed bat), 957 nucleotides long. It is a transcript of the gene RGS10, whose product is annotated as regulator of G protein signaling 10. The transcript has 5 exons. Gene Ontology annotation, molecular function: GTPase activator activity; G-protein alpha-subunit binding. The record is from RefSeq and is a predicted model, not a curated record. Lineage: Eukaryota; Metazoa; Chordata; Mammalia; Chiroptera; Phyllostomidae. Gene Ontology annotation, biological process: regulation of G protein-coupled receptor signaling pathway. Bases 98 to 643 code for a protein of 181 amino acids.